CAUGAAGGAAAAUGUCUUCAAACUUAUCCGAACUGUAGUCUUCCACACACCGAGGACAAGACGGAAGGAACUGAUUAAGUUCUGACAUAUCCAUCAAGAGUGCUUAUCAACUUGGAACAAACUGCCUAAAGAAAUCUGCAUUCAUUUUGAUUAAACUACUGAAACUCCAGCUCAUUCACAUUCCACAAACUAGCAUAAGCCCAUCUGUAUGGGCAGCAAUCAGGAAAAGGCCUGCAGUGUUGAGGUUUGAAGAUUAGACAGAAGCAAACACUCUCCAGUUGCACACUAUAGUAUUCUAGAGGGGAGAGAUGGAUGCCAUAGUGAAGAAAUCCCUUGGCGCUCCGGUCAGACAGUUGUCCAGCUGUGUUUCGGGGGUGAAGGAUGGCAUGGGUCGGAAAGGAAAGAGUGUUCGGAGAAAGAGCGCCCCCUGUUGCUACUCUCAGACAGCACAUGACUCCUCCUGGAUCAGAGCCUAUCAAGCAGAACUGCACAGAGAGAGAAAACUGAGGCAAGUCAUGUUAUCUAAGAAGAAUGCAGAGAGAGCAGCGAUGAGAACUCAUUACAGGAGCCCACACCGGUACACAAAGACAUCUCAAGACAGGACGCAGCUAAAGACCAAAGCCCCCCAAAAAAACGACGACUCCCUUUUCGGUGCCUUCCAAGGGCUGAGCCUCAACAUGGGUGGCACCCAGGCUUCUCUGCCCGCACCACCAAGCGCAGAGCAGUGUAAAGUCAUGUGAUUAGCAGGAUUGAUAACUCACAUUAGUUCUGCACACCUGUGCAGCUUUGGUUACGGCAAUAUAAAGGAAAUAUCUUUGACCGUCUACGUGGACUUUUAGCCACCAUCGAUGCAAAUGAACCUUAGUUUCGUUAAUGACAUCAUCAUGACUGUCAUUUUAUUACUUUAUAUCUGUGACUUCAUUUAUUUUAUUGUUGAGAUAUUGCUCUGGGAUAUUCUGUCCCCCAGAGAAUUUUGUAUAAAGCCUGUAUACAAAGUGCUUUUUUUUAAAUGAUUAUUUAUUAAAUAAUAAAUUAUAUUAAAAAAUACU
This is a messenger RNA of Colossoma macropomum (tambaqui), 1049 nucleotides long. RefSeq lists its product as uncharacterized. Gene Ontology annotation, molecular function: syntaxin binding. NCBI's taxonomy places the organism in Eukaryota, Metazoa, Chordata, Actinopteri, Characiformes, Serrasalmidae. The record is from RefSeq and is a predicted model, not a curated record. The transcript is spliced from 4 exons. Gene Ontology annotation, biological process: neurotransmitter transport. Bases 309 to 740 code for a protein of 143 amino acids.